Bombyx mandarina (wild silkworm) is the source of this 978-nucleotide messenger RNA. Its product is annotated as dehydrogenase/reductase SDR family member 4. Gene Ontology annotation, molecular function: carbonyl reductase (NADPH) activity. The record is from RefSeq and is a predicted model, not a curated record. Lineage: Eukaryota; Metazoa; Arthropoda; Insecta; Lepidoptera; Bombycidae.
CUACGCGGUUUGGUAGGUAAGCUCACGGGGCUCAGACCUGGGAGGAUUUGCUCACACUGGCCAUAGCAAGAGCUGAACCUACCACCGGAUCGGAAUUGCUCAGUUUACACUAACCGGUUUCUUCAGAAUGUCGUAUUUUGGAGCCCUAUUAACUAGAACUUGUUUUAGAAUUGGGUACGCAAUAGCUAAGAGGCUGGGAAGUGAAGGUGCUUCCGUAGUCAUCUGCAGCCGGAAAGAGAGCAACGUUGGGAAAGCUGUGCAGAGCCUCCGAAGCGAGGGCAUUACAGUGGAAGGAGUCGUCUGUCACGUCGCCAAUCAUGAACAAAGGAGACGAUUAUUUGAAGUGGCCACAAGUAAGUUUGGCGGAGUGGAUAUCCUGGUAUCAAACGCCGCGAUCAAUCCAGCGGUGGCUCCGAUCUUAGAUACCGACGAACAAAUCUGGGACAAAAUAUUUGACGUUAACGUGAAAAGCUCCUGGCUGUUGGCCAAGGAGGCGUAUCCGGAGCUGGUCAAGAGAGGAGGGGGCAGUAUCGUAUUCAUAUCUUCGAUUGCAGCGUAUCAACCAACGGAGCCUCUAGGUGCCUAUGGUGUUAGUAAAACGACGCUCCUUGGACUUACGAAGGCGAUAGCCAACGAAACAGUACACGAGAACAUCAGAGUGAACUGCGUCGCUCCCGGGAUCGUCGCCACAAAGUUCGCAUCCGCGAUAACAAACUCCGAGGCUGGGGCGGAGAAGAGCCUAUCGAAUGUCCCAUUGAAAAGAUUCGGGAGACCAGAAGAAAUUGCUGGUGCCGUAGCGUUUUUGGCUUCGGAUGACGCCAGCUACAUCACCGGAGAGACUGUUGUGGUUGCUGGAGGGGCGCCCGCACGACUUUGAGUCGUCGCUAGUGUCCACCUGAAAUAAGUUUCAUGCGAAUUUCAGAUAAAGGCAUUGAUGACGCAUCUGAGUCAAUAAAUAAAUGAUAUAAAUAAACUUUU